AAGCAUUCAGCCAAUCAUAGCGAUUUUUUGUACUCAUUUCCGUGAAUGACAAUUGAGGAACUUCUGCUCAUGCUCACACUGCAUGUAGCGCAAAGGAGGAGGCGUAAACACUGACAGAGCUUCGAACUAGCGAGGUUAUGGAGAUGAGCUGCAGCAGCGAGUGCUUCGGAUGUGGCCGCUCAGGGCACUGGAUCAAACAUUGCCCCAAUGUGUGUGGUAGUGGCUCACGAGGACGUAGCCGGGGCAGGGGACGAGGCAAGGACAUGACCUGCUAUCGGUGUGGAGACGUAGGGCACUUGGCGAGGGACUGUGACCAGCCUGAGGACGCGUGCUACAACUGCCACAGGACUGGCCACAUUUCUCGUGACUGCAAAGAGCCCAAAAAGGAGAGGGAGCAACUCUGCUACACCUGUGGCAAGUCGGGUCACAUGGCCCGGGAUUGUGACGCCAACGAGCAAAAGUGCUACUCCUGCGGCGGCUUUGGCCACAUCCAAAAGCUUUGUGACAAGGUGAAAUGUUACAGGUGUGGAGAAAUUGGUCACGUUGCGGUGCACUGCACUAAAGCCAGCGAGACCAACUGCUACAAAUGUGGAAAGGCGGGCCACCUGGCAAAAGAGUGCACCUGCGAAGACACCGCAUAAUCGGUGCCCUCUGUUGCCCCUCCUUUUUUUCAGAUUGAUGGUUGGUUGUAUUAUUUUUCUCUGAAUCCUCUUCACUGGCCAAAGGUUGGCCAAUAGAGGCUAGUCCCGGCCAGUGAGCCUCUCGACAUGUAAUGAAAGGGGUGAAAAAAAAUCUUUCCGCAUUCAACGCAAAAAUGUUUUAGUUUUGUAGCGGUGUUAUGUUUAAUGCUUUGUUAAAGGAUCCCCCCUUUCCAAGCCACUGGUGAUCAGAGAUGAAUCGAUGGGACUAAACAUGGGAAUCUGUUGGACCUCUGAGCUUGUGGAAGUGAAUAUCUUGCCAAGAGAUAAAAGGGAGUAAAUGACAACCGAACUUCCAUGUAUGGGUAUUUUUGGUUUGUUUUUAGUGGGUUGAGUUGGCCAAGGGAGAAUGACAUGGAAACAUUUCAUAUCAUGAUGCAUUUCAGCACUACACGCAGCUAAGCAGGAGCCGACAUUUUCUCUUGCAAAGACACAAAGCAUUUUGGAGGUAGAAAAAGAGCAACCUCUAUCAUAGUACUCUGUUUACAAUUAAAAAAAAUCGACCUGGUAGGCCAAGGUAGGUGUUUCCUUUAAAAUGGCCUUGGAAUUGUUUUUGUUCUUUUUACCUUGACAAAUUUAAAGCCGCCAUGACCAGUUGUCAGAACAGGUGAAUUUGGAGUUAUUUCGGAAUGAAACGGUUUUCACAGAAAUCAAAAUGUUAUUUUUGUACAAUAUCACUUAGACUACUGUAUAAAUACCAUUUGCUUGUACUCAGUUUUUAAGUCGGAAGGAAAGUGCAACUGAAGUCCUAGAAAAUAGAAAUGUAAUUUUAAGCUAUCAAUAAAGCUGGAGGAGCACGGAGAGGAGCAUGUCUGACUGAA
Messenger RNA from Hippocampus zosterae (dwarf seahorse), 1519 nucleotides. It is a transcript of the gene cnbpa, whose product is annotated as CCHC-type zinc finger, nucleic acid binding protein a. The transcript has 5 exons. Bases 138 to 641 code for a protein of 167 amino acids. NCBI's taxonomy places the organism in Eukaryota, Metazoa, Chordata, Actinopteri, Syngnathiformes, Syngnathidae. The record is from RefSeq and is a predicted model, not a curated record. Gene Ontology annotation, biological process: positive regulation of cytoplasmic translation. Gene Ontology annotation, cellular component: cytoplasm. Gene Ontology annotation, molecular function: translation regulator activity; mRNA binding; zinc ion binding.